This is a messenger RNA of Drosophila rhopaloa, 659 nucleotides long. Its product is annotated as translation initiation factor IF-2. The record is from RefSeq and is a predicted model, not a curated record. NCBI's taxonomy places the organism in Eukaryota, Metazoa, Arthropoda, Insecta, Diptera, Drosophilidae. The transcript is spliced from 2 exons. The coding region runs from base 127 to 537 and encodes 136 amino acids.
UAUAAAGUUGUUUCGAGACUCACUUUCCGGAUUCCCAGUACUCCAACCGGCAGCAACUCCCGUUUGUCCUAUCAGCCUGUUCCCGAGGGUGGUGGACUCGUUCAAGGGAGGGCCUUUCAACACAAGAUGUGCGCUUGUCCCUGCACCGGAAAGGGUCUGCCACCUCAGAAUAACGGUCGCCAAUCUGGCACAGCUCCAGGUGGUGGUCCGGGCGGUGGUGGUCCAGGCGGUGGUCGUGGACGUAAUGACGGUCCUCCUUCCCAAAAGGGUAAACCCUGUGGUCCCAAGCCGUGCGGAGGAACCAAGUGCAAUAAAUGCAAGAUGGGUGGCCCAGGAGGCAAAGGUGGCCCCGGAGGGAAAGAUGGCCCCGAAGGCAGACGUGGUUCUGGCAAUGGCGGAGCAGGCGGUGGACCUUUGGGUCUAAGAGCUCCACCGAACAAUCGAGGACCCAAUGCUCUGGGACUAGCUGCUCUGCUCUUUGCCUUCGGGGUCUUCCUCACCGUAAAAAUGGGCCUUGUGGCCAAUGAGAUUGGCUGAAUCUACAUAGGACGGGAUUGCCGCCAGCCAGGAUCUCGACAGCGGCGAUUACUCUACAACGCUUAUAUCAACGUUGCGUUGAUUCGGGGAGGGUAAAUUAAAUUCGAAAUGUGUAUCUAAUA